Molecule: messenger RNA, 996 nt
Organism: Cylicostephanus goldi
Lineage: Eukaryota; Metazoa; Nematoda; Chromadorea; Rhabditida; Strongylidae
Source: the annotation of a GenBank genome assembly
AUGACUUCCGCUGAAUCAUUCGCCCGAAUCACUUCUCUGUCCGUCCAGGAUGUAUUCGUCAGUUCUGACAGUAACGAGCUUCGUGCACAAGUUGAAGUCACCAACGACUCGGAGCUGGCUCAUUCGGCACAAGUGGUCUUCCGCGGUUACAUAAGGAAAGCGGAAAAAUUGGUGUACGAGUUUUUGCACGAACAAGCUUGGAUCCUCGUUGAAGCAAAAGGAACGAAAACACAUGAAGUAGCAGUAGAUGUGUGGCUUCCCCGCUUUCCGCCUACAAUGAAAAUCUGCGACGAUAUGUGUGUGGAAUAUUCCGUCAGAGCUACUGUAGAUCCAUGGUUUUUGAAUCAUCAUGAAGAGAAGACAUUUCGUGUAGAAAGAACGUUAGUUCUGAAGAUGCCACACAUGGCCUGUUACCAGCAGCACAUAAAAGUUGACAGAUGCGUUACCCAUGGUGGAUGGUAUCACCGGAAAUGCAAGGCUAUCAACGGCGAUAUUUGGGUGGAUAAAGGUGCGUAUUCUCAUGGCGAAAAAGUGAAGGUAAAAUGGCAGCUUCAGCUCGACAUGGAUACAAAGCUAGAGAAAGUGAAGCUGACACUUGUCCAAAACAUUGCUUAUAGAUUGCCUGGGCCGGAUCAUCCCUGUCUCAUAAAAAGCAUCAAACAAAUUACUGCUUCACAAGAAAUUUCCGGAAAGAAAGAAGACCAAUCAAAAGGUGAACUCCUAAUACCCGAACAUCUCCCUGUCACUAUGGCAAUGACGUUAUGGAAUGUACUAACAAUGCGAUACGAGCUUGUCUUUCAAGUAAAAUUAGAGGGACAUCGCAAUUUGGUGGACUUCAACAUCCCAGUCAUUAUCACAAGCGAACCGGUGCAGGGUCGAGGAACCACACCCGGCAGUGAGAUAAAGCUAUUCAGAAGAACACAGGACAUCGACGACAACACGGAUGAUGACGACGACUGUGACUCUGUGUUGGACCUUAAUCUCUCAGCUCCACAA